AUGGCGCUGUCCGCGUCGGCGGCGUCGGCGGGGAGGGGCGCGCGGGCCGACAAGGUGCGCAGGAUCUUCGACCGCUUCGACGCCAACGCCGACGGCGGCCUCGACCGCGACGAGAUGGCCCGCCUCGUCGUCGCCGUCAACCCGCGCGUCAAGUUCAGCGACGACCAGAUCUCCGCCAUCCUCGACGAGGUCUUCCGCACCUACGCCCACUUCAUCCUCCCAGACGGUAAGGGCCUCUCCCUCGCCGGCCUGCUACGCACCUACGACGACGGCGCGGGGGACGUCGACCGCGACUUCCUCGCACUCUCCCUCCCCGCCCUCGACUCCUCCUCCCCCUCCGAGAUCGCCCUCGGCGACGACCCCGACGCCACCUCCUCCUCCUCCCCACACACCGCCACCGCCGCCUCCCUCCUCGACGACCACCUCAGGCCGCUCGGCGUCCUCACCCCGCCCUCCUCCAGCUCCCGCGCAGCCGCCGCAGCCGCGCCAGCCUGGGCGACCUCCCCCAACCACGGCAUCGCGUUCGACUCCUCCUGGGCCCUGCUCGACGACCUCGAGAUCCUCGUCAAGCGCCUGCGCUCCAAGCAGCUACGCAAAACCCCCAACCUCUCCACCGACGCCACCGACUCCUUCUCCGAGGCCGGCUGGUCGAGGGAGAUCUCCGGCUCGGCGGACUCCUCCCUCCCACCCCCGCAGUGGGACGAGACGAGCCGCGACUACCUGACCUUCGUCAAGGAGCUGGCCGUCCUCCGCACCCGCGCCGACGCGUCCCGGUCCCGCGAGGAGGCCUUCGACAACCACAUGGUCAUCGGGCGGGCGCUGGCCGAGCACCGCCUCUCGCGCGACGCGCUCGCCAGCUUCCGCCGCGGCUGCGAGCUGCAGCCCACGGACGUGCGCCCGCACUUCCGGGCCGGCAACUGCCUCUACGCGCUCGGCCGCCACGCCGAGGCCAAGGAGGAGUUCCUGCUCGCGCUCGAGGCCGCCGAGGCCGGCAACGGCACCUCCCUCUCCGCCGACGUCCUCCCGCAGAUCCACGUCAACCUCGGCAUCGCCAUGGAGGCCGAGGGCAUGGUGCUCGGCGCCUGCGAGCACUACCGGGAGGCCGCCAUCCUGUGCCCGUCGCAUGCCCGCGCGCUCAAGCUGCUUGGGAGCGCGCUGUUCGGUGUCGGGGAGUACCGCGCGGCCGAGAAGGCGCUGGAGGAGGCCAUCUUCCUCAAGCCGGACUACGCCGAUGCACACUGCGAUCUCGGGUCGGCGUUGCACGCGGUGGGGGACGAUGACCGCGCGGUUCAGGAGUUCCAGAAGGCCAUUGAUCUGAAACCGGGGCAUGUUGACGCCUUGUACAAUCUUGGCGGGUUGAACAUGGAUGCAGGCCGCUUCGUGCGGGCUGCGGAGAUGUACACCCGUGUGCUGAGCAUCCGGCCGAACCACUGGCGUGCGCAGCUGAACAAGGCGGUCGCGUUGCUUGGGCAGGGGGAGUCCGAGGAGGCCAAGAAGGCGCUCAAGGAGGCGUUUAAGAUGACGCAGAGGGUCGAGGUGUAUGACGCCAUCUCGCAUCUCAAGACGCUGCAGAAAAAGAAGCCAAAGGCAACCAAAGGGAAAAAUGAUGCAGCCCAGGGAGAGGAAGCCUUUGUUAUCGUGGAACCAUCCAAGUUCAAGAGGGUUGGGAGGCAGACCACAUUGCGACAGGAUUUGGCCAGUGCCCUUGAUAUAAGGGCCUUCGAGAGGACGACAAAGCUUGGCCACUGUGAUGCCGAGCUUCUGAGGAAAGAGAUGAAUGAGACCGAUGUCCCCGUAUCCUAUUCGGGCACCGGCAUCCCAGAGAAGUCUAUCAGGAAAGCAGCUCUUGAGGUCAUUCUGCGGAGGCUGCUAUCUUUCCUCAAGCCAGAUACCUUCCAGGGGGCUGUCAAGGCUAUGAACGAAAGGAUUCUCUCCGUGCUUGAUGCAUCUGGCUCUGGUCGUGUUGAUCUUGGGAUGUUCUUUGCUAUCAUUGCUCCAAUCUGUUCUGGUCCUGUGGAUCGGCGCAAGCGUGUCGUCUUCGAUGCACUCCUUUGGCGUCCUGCCAGCGAAGGCAGCAGGGGCCAGAUUCGACGAAGUGAUGCCCUAAGUUACAUUAAACUUCUUCGUGCCGUCUACGUACCUAUCCAUGGGGCUAGCGACAUGCUUGAAAUGCAUGGGGAGUCUGACCCUACCAUGGUGUCGUACACCGAGUUCCUUGAAAUGUUCAAUGAUCCUGAUUGGGGAUUUGGAAUUCUCAGCACAUUGGUCAAGCUUGAAGAUAGCGAUCAUGUUCGCCAUGGCAGCCAUACCUGCUCCAUAUGCCAGUAUCCUAUCAUCGGCUCGCGGUUCAAGGAGACAAAGCACUCGUUUAGCUUGUGUAACCGAUGCUACAGCGAAGGGAAGGUUCCAUCAGCCUUUAAGCUGGACGAGUACAGGUUCAAAGAAUACGGUAACGAAUCCGAGGCUCUUAUUGACAAGUGUAUGUGCUUUAAUCUACAUUCUAAGAAUUUGGAAGCUGAUGCUUGAUCAUUGGAGUAUUGCCUGACCUCUCGAGCAUGAAUCUGUGUAUCCCCGUAGUAGUUGUGAAAAUGCCUAGUUAGCUCUCCUGGCCCUCUUGUAAACUAAGGAGCUGUAUUUUGGAGUUGUGUAAGCAUGUUCCGAUCCUAAACAGUUAGCUACUGUUUGAGUGUAUGGGAGUAAGAGCAUGUGAACUCCAAAUACACUCCUGUUAUCAUCUCAGUUCCAACGCAACCAAGGCUUGGAAGUAUUUCUGUUC
Lolium rigidum is the source of this 2776-nucleotide messenger RNA. RefSeq lists its product as uncharacterized. The record is from RefSeq and is a predicted model, not a curated record. Gene Ontology annotation, cellular component: plasma membrane. Lineage: Eukaryota; Viridiplantae; Streptophyta; Magnoliopsida; Poales; Poaceae. The transcript has a single exon. Bases 1 to 2526 code for a protein of 841 amino acids. Gene Ontology annotation, molecular function: protein binding; zinc ion binding; calcium ion binding.